UUUUCUCUAUGUUUUGUUAACCCACUUUAGGUAACCAAGAUUAGUACAAUUAUAGUCCAUUAUAACAACCAACACUACAAAUAAAAACAUGGUAUCAUAGAAAAUCACCAUAAGAGGAAAGAAAGACAGAAACUUGGUAACAGAUCAAAAGACAAUUUUUUUUGUCUAAUUCAUCUUCAAAGCACACACAUUGUGUUCUUUCUUUUUUAGGACAAAAGGGUUGUUUCAUUUUUGUUCUUUUAUAGAAUUCAAAAAAUUCAAGACACAAAUGAAGAGGUCGCCACCAUCUUCAAGUUCAUCAUCUUCAUCUUCUGUUGGAUUUGAGACACAAAUUCAAUCAGAGAAAAAAAGGGGUGCUAAGAAUCCAAAAAAGAAUCUUAGUGUCAAGUCACAGAAUUGCAAACAGAAGAAGAACCAAACAAAUGGUGGGAGUAGAAGAAGCUCCAUUUACAGAGGAGUUACAAGACAUAGAUGGACUGGGAGAUUUGAAGCUCAUCUAUGGGAUAAGAGUUCUUGGAACAACAUUCAGAGCAAGAAGGGACGACAAGUUUAUUUGGGUGCUUAUGAUACUGAAGAAGCAGCAGCUCGUACCUAUGAUCUUGCAGCACUUAAGUAUUGGGGGAAGGAUGCAACCUUGAAUUUUCCGAUAGAAACAUAUGGCAAAGAGGUGGAGGAAAUGGACAAGAUCUCAAGAGAAGAGUAUUUGGCUUCUUUGCGGCGUCAAAGCAGUGGUUUUUCUAGAGGCAUUUCCAAAUACCGUGGGGUUGCUAGGCAUCACCAUAAUGGUCGCUGGGAAGCUCGCAUUGGAAGAGUUUGUGGUAACAAGUACCUCUACUUAGGAACUUACAAAACUCAAGAGGAGGCAGCGAAGGCAUAUGACAUAGCAGCAAUAGAACAUAGAGGAUUAAAUGCGGUAACGAAUUUCGACAUCAGCAAUUACAUCAAUAAAUUUAAGAACAAAAUCGAUGAAUCGGAACAAACACAACCUCAAACAACAACCAUAGAAAUUGUUCAAAAUUCCUCUGACUCCGAAGUAGCACAAGAAGAACAACAACAAAUAACAAUUACUACUACACCUCCACAAGAAAUUUUAGAAAAAAUUGAAGUACCAAUGCUGCAUCAACAACAACAACAACAACAUGUUCCUCCAAUUGAACAAGAACACACAAUAGUUAAUGUUAUGGAUCAUUAUCUUGAACAAGAUCUACCAUCAAGUUUCAUGUUUCAAGACUCAGAUGAAUUGGCUUUGAGCAAUGCUGAGAUAGAUUUAAUGCAAAUAUUUGAUGGUUCUAGCUUUGAAGAUAACAUUGAUUUGUGGUUCAAUACAGAUCCUGGUUUUGAUAGUGAUAUCAAUAUAAGUGAAGUUUUGGAGGGUAUUAAUUGUGGUGGAUUAUUAAAUGGAGAUGCUGGAAAUAACAUGAUAGUGGAUGGUAACAAUAAUAAUAAUAUUAAAAACAAGGAGAAUAAGGAAAUAUUAUCCUUAAAUUCUUCUUCAUCUUCUUCACUAUCAUCUACAACAACAAUAGAUUAUUUGUAACUAAUCUAUUUGAGGAAGUGUUCUGUUUUGGAUGAGGUUAAACUUCGCGGAGAUUGUUUGCUAAUUUGUUUAGAAAAUAUAUUGUUGGAAGUGUUACAUUGGUUUUAGAUUUUUUUUUUAUUUGUCUUUCAUUUUAGGUUUGGAUUUUAGUAGACACCAAAAGGAGAGCAUAAACCAAAAUUAGGUUUUAUUUUUUGUUGGAAAUUAGUUAUGUUCUUUUUUUUUUCUCCAUUGGAUAAGGAGAUGGAGAAAUAGAGAAAUAAUGCCGUAUACGUCUGGGCUAACAAUAAGUUGAUUUGGACAUCAAUAUUGUUUUUAUUUUAUGUUGUAAAGAUUGUUUUACUAAGCGCAUAGAAGAUAAGAAUUGUGGGUUCAAACCAA
This is a messenger RNA of Cicer arietinum (chickpea), 1918 nucleotides long. RefSeq lists its product as uncharacterized. Gene Ontology annotation, biological process: regulation of DNA-templated transcription. Gene Ontology annotation, molecular function: DNA-binding transcription factor activity; DNA binding. NCBI's taxonomy places the organism in Eukaryota, Viridiplantae, Streptophyta, Magnoliopsida, Fabales, Fabaceae. The record is from RefSeq and is a predicted model, not a curated record.